GAGUCACGUCUAGAUUAGAUCGAGUAAACUUCUUGUUCUCAAGGAAGUUUAUUUUCACAGCCGUUCACGCAUUUCCACCCACAUCUUUUGGAGGGGGUCAGCAGCACUGGUGAAUCCAAACACUCACAGACGAACGACUGAUACAGAUGUGCUUCACUGCAUGCAGGCGCAGGUGGACCAGAGGGCUUUAGAGAACAGAGAGAGAGAGAGAGAGAGAGAGAGAGAGAGAGAGAGAGGGAUCUGGACCAACACUUCUGCUUUCACCGGCUUCAUUUUUUGAGAUUUUCUCCCCUAAAACUGAGAAUUGAAUUUGAAGACGAAGAAGAAGUAUCUGGGAAAAUAAUAAUAAUAAUAGAAGCAAUCUUCAUUUCUUCAGGUGAAGACAGAUUCAAAAAGCAGGUCGUUGGACAUCUUUGAGAGAUGUUUGAGAAACAACCCUACGACAGUCCCCCGAUGUACACCCCACCUUCCAAUGGCUUUGGACCACCGGGGAGCUUCCAAGACCCACGGAGUGAAUUUGAUCCCUACCCUCCACCUCCAGGAUCCUACUAUGCGGGCGAGGAGGUGCCACAGCACUUCUACAAAUGGUUCUCCCCUCCGGGAAUUGUGAAGAUUAUGAUGGGAACCGUUGUAAUCCUCUGUCUGGGAAUCUUCGCCUGUGUGGCUUCGACUCUGGUCUGGGACAUGCAAUACGGAUUAGGUUAUGGAUCUGGAUAUUCGGGCUAUCCUGGAUACGGAAGUGGAUACGGAUACGGCAGCGGGUACGGAAGCGGGUACGGAAGCUACGGAAGUGGAUAUGGAUACGGAAGCUACUACAAUUCUUACCCGACCCCUUACUCGGCAAAGACUAGCAUGAUUGCCAUCGCCGCCAUAAACUUCAUCAUUGCUUUGGGAUUCUUUGCAGCCAGCUUCUCUAAAACAAACACGUUCCGCAGCAGGAAGUUCUACCUGGUGGUGCUUGUUAUUUGUUCUAUAAUGGCCGUGAUUCAGGGCAUUAUAAACAUUGUGUACAUUGUAGGAGUGAACCCUAUGGCCCAAAGUUCCACCAGCUCAUACUACAACCCCAUGAUUCUGAUGUGUCAGAACCUCUAUGGCAGCAGUGUGACAGGAAUGGGGGGCGGCUUUCCCGUCUAUAACCAGUACUUGUACCACUACUGCUAUGUGGAUCCUCAAGAGGCAGUUGCAAUGGUUUGUGGGUUCAUGGUUGUGCUGGCACUGGCUGUGGCGGCCUUCUUCUCCUAUAGGACCAGAAGUAAAAUCUGGCACUAUGGGAAACCAAACAUCUACUGGGAUCGACCGCUAAUGGGAGGAACCGAGGGCAGAGAUGUGGAGGAUUGGGUCAACCACGUACAGGAUGGACAGAGCGUGCAGGAGGCAUCCAUGGUAUUUUCAGAGAAAAUGGCUCCUAUUCUGGUUUCGGCCCCCAGUGUCGGCUCCAUCCCCCUGAAGACCGGCAGUGUCUUUAGUUCUGAGACCAACAAUGUUAUCGGUUACCCUGAGCGCUCUUUCAGCCGACCAUCUCAUUCUACAUCGCCGUCUGGAGAAGUGAGCUCCAGCCCCUCUGACCAGACGGACACCAUCCGCAAACCGUCCGCCUCCAGGGGCAAGAGACACAGGAGGAACCCUGAGCUGGACGAGUCCCAGUACGAAACCGAGUACACAACGGGAGGAGAGACUGCCAACGAUUUUGACGAGGAUCUAUGGACACGUCUAUAUCCAGAGAUCACGUCUGACACCCAGCGACACGAGUACAAGAAAGAGUUUGACUCGGACCUCAGGACCUAUAAGGAACUGUGUGCCGAAAUGGACGACAUCAACGAUCAGAUAAACAAGCUUAGCAGAGAGCUGGAUGCACUUGAAGAGGGCUCGUCCAAGUACCAGGCUGUAGCAGAGGAAUAUAAUCAUCUCAAAGACCUAAAACGGAUGCCAGAUUAUCAAAACAAGAAGCACCAAUGUCGCAAACUGCGCCACAAGCUUUUCCAUAUUAAACGAAUGGUUAAGAUCUACGACCGCCGUCAGUAAAAAUGAGCUCUAUUAAACCACCACUCCUGCUCUCACUUUUGCAACUGAUGAAGCCUUCAAAUGACUGUGUGACCGAAGUUGCCCGAAUCUGCUGUAACAAUGGCUUCACCCAGUGCUUAUGAUUAACCUGAGCCCUAAAGAUGGUUGGAAGCGUUGACCAGAGAUUUCAAAACUGGUCCUUCCAAAGUCUUUCCAUUACCUGGAACUUGUUCUUUCACUGGAAACAUCUGCUUUUUUAGAGUGAGUGAUUCGUGUAGCCUGUAAAAUGCCAUAAAGCAUUGCAAUAUUGUUGUUUUUUUGUUAGGUGCGGUUGUGAGUGCUAACUUCAAGGUCAGCUGAUUAAAGCGCUGCAUGUGUUUGUACUUUGGACAAUCCUCUCCAACUAAGUAGCCUAAUUUGCACCUGCAUUGUCACACUUAUGCUAUCAGUUUCCUUGUGUAUGACUGUAAAUGGGUUGUGUGUUUUAUUGUCUAUUUCUGUAAAGAUAUAACUGUGGGGCACUGCUUGUUUUCAAGUAAGAAAAAACAAAAGUUUUUGUUUCGAGGUGUGCCAGAAUAGUUCCCAGAAGCAAUUGAGGUAUUUAAACUAGCACACCAUUACAGAAUAUUCUUUUUUUUUUUUUUAACAACUGACUGCCUCAGUAAAAGAAGAAAUGGAAAUUUAAAUCACAAAGAGAAACUGGAAUUUCAUAUUCAGUUGUGAUUUUAAAGUUGAGUUUUGUAAAAAAACAAAAACAAAAUGGUGCCGAUGCAUUUAUGCAAAUAUGCAAAGAUUCUGUUCAUUUAGUUCUAGAUGUUUAUAUCUCUUUGCAUUUGAUUCAUUUCGAAAUAUUGUGAUCUUCCUGCUAUUUAAAACAGUAAUAGCUGCGUUUAUCUCUAACCAAUCAAAUUUCUAUGCAAGAUCAAAUAUUGAAGUUCUUUUUGUUUUGUAAUGUUGUUAUGGACAACAAGUAAGAUUUGUUCAGUUUUUUUUUUUACUCGUUUUUGUACGAAAUCAUUUAAUAGUAACAGGGCGUUCAUUUUUGUCUGUUAAUGAGAUAUUGCUUUUUGUUUCUCACAUGCAUAACAGCAUUUAUUUUCAUCUGUACAUAUUUGUUGUCCUUUCUAUUUUCAAUAAAGUUUUGUAUUUUAAGUUUUAAA
Onychostoma macrolepis is the source of this 3161-nucleotide messenger RNA. Its product is annotated as occludin. Gene Ontology annotation, cellular component: transcription elongation factor complex; membrane; bicellular tight junction. Bases 421 to 2022 code for a protein of 533 amino acids. Gene Ontology annotation, biological process: positive regulation of transcription elongation by RNA polymerase II; snRNA transcription by RNA polymerase II; bicellular tight junction assembly. Gene Ontology annotation, molecular function: cis-regulatory region sequence-specific DNA binding. The record is from RefSeq and is a predicted model, not a curated record. The transcript is spliced from 8 exons. NCBI's taxonomy places the organism in Eukaryota, Metazoa, Chordata, Actinopteri, Cypriniformes, Cyprinidae.